AUGCUAAGUUACAAGAAGCUUUUGACUGUUGCAUUUUUCCCUUUAAUUUUCUGUGAAGCUCGAAGGGUUUUGGGCACAGACGAGAUACCCAGCGUUCAGGAAAGUCGUCAUGCACGUGCCCUUCCCUGCCCGAUCCCUGAAGACAUCCUCCCAUGCACGUGCUCUGAAGACGUCGACGGGGCGAUAGACAUGGACUGUUCACACGUAGAGAGCGAGGAACAACUAGCCAGGGUGUUCACUGCAACCAUCCCGUUCCCCAAUUUCCGGAGACUCGUCAUAUCGCAAAACACCCACUUAAAAUCUCUCCAACGAGGUGCUUUGGGCCGGACCUCGUUCAGGGAGAUCUACGUCAUGGGGAGUGUCCUGCAGGAAGUCCAAGAAGGGGCGCUGAACAACAGCCACGCCACUCUCACCGACAUUCGGAUCUACUCGAACAACCUGUCGGACUUUCCCUUCCAGGAACUACCUCUUUUCACGUCCCUGCUUCGCCUGGACCUGAAUCACAACGACUAG
Penaeus vannamei (Pacific white shrimp) is the source of this 513-nucleotide messenger RNA. NCBI's taxonomy places the organism in Eukaryota, Metazoa, Arthropoda, Malacostraca, Decapoda, Penaeidae. The record is from RefSeq and is a predicted model, not a curated record.